Molecule: messenger RNA, 2681 nt
Organism: Juglans regia (Persian walnut)
Lineage: Eukaryota; Viridiplantae; Streptophyta; Magnoliopsida; Fagales; Juglandaceae
Product: zinc finger CCCH domain-containing protein 22-like
Exons: 8
Coding region: 455-2302 (615 amino acids)
Molecular function (GO): metal ion binding; RNA binding
Source: RefSeq, a predicted model, not a curated record
AAAGUAUGGAGAGAGAGAGAGUUUUCACUCUCCCAACUCCCAAGGCUGCUGGUGCUGCUGCAGCAGCUUAUGCACUGCCACCAAAAGUUGUGGUUCUAAGUUCAAAGAGAGAAGAGCAGCAGCAUCAGUGCAUAACCAGGGCACUUUUGAAUUGAUCUCUCAGUCUUCCUUCUCAUCUUCCACCGAUACCAUCUUUGAUUAACCUCAAAGUCUAAUCCCUACCAGUCCACUAGCUACUAUUUCUUUUUCAGGGUCGUGACGACAGAGAAAGACCCACCCCUUCUUUGUACAUUUGCGUUUCGCUUCCAGACAUUUAUGCCACCACCAUUAUAUUACUAAGAUAUUCAUCCACCCAUUAUUGCUCUCUUUUAACAAAAGUCCACACAAAAUUCAUUCUUCCUACAGUUUCUCCAGGUCCUUUAAGUAGUUUUUAGGGAGUUGAGUGUUUUCUACCAUGGAUACAUCUGAAGCAACUAAGGUGGUUUUCUCAAGGAUCCAAACUUUGGACCCAGCAAAUGCCUCAAAAAUCAUGGGGUACCUUUUCUUGCAAGAUCAUGGUGCGAAGGAGAUGAUACGCUUAGCCUUUGGACCAGACACCAAUCUUCUUAAUCUCAUCCUCAAAGCCAAAACCCACUUGGGACUCCCCUCAAACACUACCUCUUCACCCUCCUCUCCUUUGCCCUUCAACCCAAUCUCAAGGUCAAGAAACACAUCGAAUAGCUUUGACAUCCCAAACCCAUCUUCCUCUUCCGCAAACCCUUGGCAUCGUACUGGCUUUUGCACUCCUCUCUCUUACGCCAGUGUUGUCAAAGAAACCAGUGAUAUUGGUCCCGGCUCAUUUUUAUCUUCUGCAUUGCCGUAUAGUUCUACUGACCUCAUUGAUGACUACCAGCUUCAAGACCAUCUUGCUUUCGUCAACGAUUCCAAGAUCGAUGAUUUGCUCGAUCGGCGACUUGGGGUAACCGGGAGUCCGAGCGCUUAUGCUGAAUCCUUGUUGCACGCGCGAAGCUACUUGUCUUCAGGCGUGUCUUCUAGGUCCGAAGAUGCAAGCUCUGGGCUUGGAUGGAAGCCAUGCUUGUAUUUCGCCAGAGGGUGUUGUAAAAAUGGCAGCAGUUGCCGGUUUCUCCAUACUGAUUCCUUGGAUGCUACUGCUAUUGUUGGUUCGCCGAGCAAAUUCAAUGAGUUAGAACAAGAGUUCCUCAGAUCAAAAGCCUUUCACCAACAAAAGCGGGCCACGGCUUCGCAGUUGAUGGCUGGAGCUUCUUUCCCUUACAAUAAUUGCCUGAGUUUUCUAUUGCAGCAACAAAAUGAUGUCCAGAGAUCGGCGGCAGCAUCAGCAUUUAUGGAGGAUGAGCUUCACCAGUUUGGGCGCUACCGGCCUGAAAAGAAUGAUUUUUCGUCCAUGGGACUGGGAGGAAUGGCGCAUCCUGGCUCGAGACAGAUUUACUUGACAUUCCCAGCUGAUAGUGCUUUCAGAGAGGAAGAUGUUUCCAACUACUUCAACAUUUAUGGACCUGUGCAAGAUGUGAGGAUUCCAUACCAACAGAAGCGAAUGUUUGGGUUUGUUACAUUUGUCUAUGCGGAGACGGUGAAGAUCAUUUUGGCGAAAGGGAAUCCUCAUUUUGUUUGUGAUUCCCGUGUGCUUGUUAAGCCUUAUAAGGAGAAGGGAAAGAUACCGGACAAGAAGCAGCAGCAACAUUUGGAGAGGGGAGAGUAUCCAUUGUGCUCAACUCCAUCAGGGCUUGAUUCUAGAGAGCCUCUUGAUCUUCACUUUGAACCAGGAGCAAGAACGUUUUAUGAUACCCAAGAGAUGUUGAGAAGGAAACUUGAGGAACAGGCUGAGUUACAGCAAGCCUUUGAACUACAAGGAAGAAGACUCAUGAAUCUGCAACUUGAAGACUUGAAGAGUCAUCGCUAUUAUACUCAUCAAAAUUUAUCUGUUGGGUCCACCAUUCCCUCACCAACUCUCAGUCCCAACAAUCAAAUCCCCAUUCUUCCACCUGAUGGCAUUGAUCAAAAAGUCCCUACAGAGAAAGGUGACAACCCGGGUGUAGCCACUUCCCAAACUAGUUCUGCUGCGGGUGCUGAUCCGGAGUUGCAACAGGAAGUGAAUCUGACUUGCAGUAGUGGCAAUGUUGAUAGCAUGGACGAGGAGGAUAGAUCACAUCCUAAAGAAAGCGACCUUCCUGAAAGCUUAGAGCACUCUUCCCCCCUGAACAUGGCUUCUCUGAAAAAUGUUUACUCCAAAUGUCCAGGUCCUGCCAACACACCACCACAAUUUCAUUGUUGUGAACCUAAUUAAGCUCUUCAAGCUUAUUGUUUUGAUUAUUUUCAGAAAGGUUUAGAAGCACAAAUGAAAGAAGAAAAAUCCUCAAGCUGCUUACAGCCAACAAUCAUACCUACCAUCAAAGAAAUUUGUAGACAAGAUCUCAGGAAUUCUAUCACCAUCAUCAACAACAAUAUUAGAGAUACUACUUAGAAUGAAUAUAUAUGUAUAAACCCAUACGUAAAAAGGACAGAUGCACUGAUUUAUGGGAGUGGGGUCUCUCUCUUUCCUUGCUUUAUGCCCUGUCUCUACAGGUGUGUGUGCUGGACCACUCAGCAUUAAUGGAAGAAAGGCUAGCUUGUAACAUGCAAGCAUGGAUGAUCCUGCAAGUAUUGCUAUUAUAUUGCUAUUUCUA